AUGAGUGACACCGCUGCUCUGCAAAGACAACUCAGAAUCAAGACCGGAGUUGUACAAAGACUCCAGAAGGAGAGUAAGGUUUACAUCGAAGAGACGAGUCAGCUUGAGGCGAGGCUCGCCAAGCUUACCGCGGAGAAUGCGGAUGAGUGGGAUUUGAAGAAUGCCGGCAAGAUGGUCGACGAAUCCAAGAAGAUGAUCCUCGAUGCCUCGACUCGUCUGGGGAAGGCAGUGGAGGAUCUUCAGGGACUUGUUACGUCGACCAAAGAAGAAUCGGCUUUGCCUGCGGACGACGAGGCUCUCGUGAAAGCAGAAGAAGUCAUCAAAGAAGGGACCACUACAGCGUAA
Molecule: messenger RNA, 345 nt
Organism: Psilocybe cubensis
Lineage: Eukaryota; Fungi; Basidiomycota; Agaricomycetes; Agaricales; Agrocybaceae
Exons: 4
Coding region: 1-345 (114 amino acids)
Biological process (GO): post-chaperonin tubulin folding pathway; tubulin complex assembly
Cellular component (GO): cytosol; microtubule cytoskeleton
Molecular function (GO): beta-tubulin binding
Source: RefSeq, a predicted model, not a curated record